Messenger RNA from Glarea lozoyensis ATCC 20868, 1278 nucleotides. RefSeq lists its product as uncharacterized. Lineage: Eukaryota; Fungi; Ascomycota; Leotiomycetes; Helotiales; Helotiaceae. The transcript has a single exon. The coding region runs from base 1 to 1278 and encodes 425 amino acids. The record is from RefSeq and is a predicted model, not a curated record.
AUGGCUUCACCAUUCGAAACUCUCCUACAAGAGAUUAGAGACAUGAUAUACGCAGAGUGUCUCCUAGUCGAGAAUAUUAAGACCAUGACCGGGGAUGAUAAUAUUGUUGUAAUUAACGGCCAUACGUGGCACAAAAACAGUCGCCAUACUCAAGAACUUUUAAAAUUUAACAGGAAUGAGGGAAGAGAGCCUUACGCAAUGUUUUUGAACUGGGGAGAGACCACACCUGGCCUUUUCCUAGCCAAUAAAAAUAUCUCGGCUGACACUCUCAAGUAUUACUACACCAAUAAUGAGUUUGUAUCCAUUCAAGCUUCCUCUUGGUUGCUGAGGCUAUGCGUCAACAGAUUCAUUCCUUUGAAAAUAACUCAAGACCAGCGACCUGAUGCCUUGCCCUCUGUUCUGAAUCUUGAAUUAUGGCACGACCUUCCGCAACAUCGUAAUCUAAACGAUGUGUGUUGUGCUAUAAUGCAUGCCAACUAUUUACCGUUUCUUGUCGACUUUGUUAAUACAUUGUCGUCUGAUAAUAGACCAACUACUUGUGAUCUAGGUAUCACCCCCGGACUCUUUACAUACCCAUCUAUCAAAGAGAUUCGCAUCGCCCCUUGCGGUAGUAGCAAGUACUAUCUCGAUCCACGAAAAAUUUCAGAGGGACUGCUUCAUGAUCUCAAGGGAAUGAGUAGAAUGCAUAUCCAGUUUACACUCGAGGGAUUUAGCCAAGGGGAAAUCCAAGAUUUUCUAGCUUGUAGUAAGCAAUGUGAAUGGUCGCUAGAAUAUCAGUUGUCCGUAAUUUCACGGCUCACGACUGAAGCAAGUCACCUCGCAGAAUCCCAAGAUUAUCUCGGUGCUCGCGGGAAAUUAAUUGUUGCGGCAUACAUGUGUGGGGUGAAUCAGGAUUAUGGAAGUUAUUAUUAUUGGAAUGUAUUAGGGAACCUCCGAGAAAGCAACCCAAUAGAGAAAAUUUUUGCUCUUAUGGAGAUCUGGGUUGCUAACAGUAAGGUAUCAGCCAAACUUGGGAGGCCCCAGGAAGCCAAGAGGUUUCUGCGACUCGUGCGCGAAAUGUGCGAUCAGUGCACGGAAAUUGAAGCCAUUUUUGUGGCUGCGAGACUUAGAGAUGGUGAUUUAGCAAUCGCUAAAGCUGUCUUGAAUCAUGCAAUGCUGAAGCGAGCAGGUACCCCAGGUAUCAAGAAGUUGUAUAAGGAGUACAAGGCACUUCGGAAUACAAGGUUCGCUGCUGUUCAAAAGCUUAGAAUGGAUGAUGAAAGUCAGACGUCAGGCUAA